AAAAUUCAGGCGAGUCAGAUGGUGGCAAGUCGGACACUAAAAUGAUUGACGUACCGCCUAACGCGGAGAGGUGUAGCAGCGGUACAGUCAUGGAUAUUAACGGCGUGUGUAGACAACCAUGGUGACCGUCGUAUAAACUAUAUAUAAGUAUAAUUGCGACGUAGUAUGCUCAAUGCAUUACAUUAAAAUGGACGCGAAAUUUGUGUUGCUUGUUACUGUAACUGUGCUGAGUAUGUGUUUCCUAGCUGAAGCACGUGUUGUGUUCAAUUUUCACGAAAAAAUUCGAAUGGCGACGUCUACGGAGCAGCCUGAAAACUUGACAAAAGCAGGACAAAUUAUAAGAGUACCGGAACUGAGAUGCCCCUACGGCCAGAAACGUGAUCUACUAGGAAACUGCAGAAUGAGACUUUAGAGGUGGUGUCACAAUGUACGCAAUUUGAAACUUCAAUAUGAAAACAAGACCUAUAUAGGAAAAAUAACAACAUUUAAUGAUUUAAAUUUAUUGGACGUUUUUAACGUCGCUUUUUUAUCGAUACUUGGAAUAUAUUACAGCGAAGAUAAUAAAUAUAAGGUCAAUGAAGUUAUCUUAUGUACUAUAGUCAACCUCAAGACUUCAGUUUCGAGAAAAUUAUCUUAGAAGACGUGAGACAAUCCGGAUUACAAAAUGAAAUUAGCAAUUAAUAUUUUAUUUUGUUUGAUUCUAAUUUCUCAAUACAACUGUGCUAAUGGAAACCUAAAGGAACUGUUUAGUAAUGUACGAGGAUCGAUUAAUUCAUCGGCAAAUAAAAUUAGGCAAGAUGUGAAGAGUUUUUUCAAUCCGAGUGACAAAUCUGCGGGGAAUAAGGAGUCAUCAAACAUUGUAUUUGUGGAAGAUAAUGGUGAAACAGCUGGUGCGGCUCGGGGGAAUAAACCUGUGGAUGUGACUCCUGGAUCUAUAAUUAAUACAAGUACUCAGGCUAGUGUACCAACUGAGGCCAAAAAUGCCACUACGACUGUAGACAAAGAUGACAAGGGCCGAGAAAACUUUUCUGGUGGCUGUCUCGCCGGCUACAUGAGAACUGCCGAUGGAAGAUGCAAACCCACCUUUGGAUAAUGUUUACGUGUUUUUAAUGUUUAACGACAUGUUUGUAACUGUUUAUAAUUAUUAAGCAUUAACGUUUAGAAUUUUCUUCUUCUGUUUAAGUGUUCUAUAAUAUGUGUUAAUAAGAAGUGUAAUCUGUCAAAAUAUAAAAUUAGACGUA
Molecule: messenger RNA, 1241 nt
Organism: Trichoplusia ni (cabbage looper)
Lineage: Eukaryota; Metazoa; Arthropoda; Insecta; Lepidoptera; Noctuidae
Gene: Pp
Product: plasmatocyte-spreading peptide-like
Exons: 2
Coding region: 665-1093 (142 amino acids)
Source: RefSeq, a predicted model, not a curated record